Molecule: messenger RNA, 2218 nt
Organism: Musca domestica (house fly)
Lineage: Eukaryota; Metazoa; Arthropoda; Insecta; Diptera; Muscidae
Product: proton-coupled amino acid transporter-like protein CG1139
Exons: 7
Coding region: 175-1548 (457 amino acids)
Biological process (GO): amino acid transmembrane transport
Cellular component (GO): vacuolar membrane
Molecular function (GO): amino acid transmembrane transporter activity
Source: RefSeq, a predicted model, not a curated record
GGUAUGAUCAGUUAAUGUUGGUCAAUCACUAAGAACGGUUGACUGGCUUUUGGUGGGCUCCUCUAAUUUGAACGGAAAAAUCGUUAUUUCACUGUCCCGAAAUAAAAAAAAGGAACAACAGGCAAUUAUUUAUUGAACUUAAACCAAAAAAAAAAACAGUAUUUAUUUUUAAAGAUGUCCACAGAUAGUAUAUCGACAUCGAAAGAGAAGUCAUGUUCGGUGGCUACUUUAAGCGAUUUUCAUUCAAGAACAAAUCUUACAGAAAAGGGUCAACAAAUAGAUGAAUAUGAUCCCUUUGCCAAUCGAGAUCAGGAGAGUGGUGCAUCAACAGGUGGAGCCUUGGCCCAUUUACUAAAGUCUUCCUUGGGCACGGGUAUUUUGGCUAUGCCCAUGGCUUUCUACAAUGCGGGUCUAUUAUUUGGUUUAAUCGGCACCAUCAUUGUGGGUUUCUUGUGUACCUAUUGUGUGCAUAUAUUGGUCAAAACCUCUCACAACAUUUGCCGAGAUGCUAAAGUGCCUUUUUUGAGCUUUUCCGAAACCGCUGAGAAAGUUUUCGAAUAUGGUCCAAAACCUUUGAGGCCAUGGGCAAACUUUGCCAAACAAUUUGUGGAUGGAUCUCUAAUGGCCACCUAUUAUGCUGCUGCCUGUGUUUAUAUCGUUUUUAUUGCUACCUCAUUUCAUGAUGUAAUCAAUUAUGAUUUGAAUCUUAAGUGGGAUGUACGCAUUUAUAUUGCCCUAACCCUGAUACCCUGUUUGUUUAUUGGACAAAUACGCAACUUAAAAUGGCUGGUUCCAUUUUCGGCUUUGGCGAAUGUCUUUAUUGUGGUUACAUUUGGCAUCACCCUGUAUUAUAUGUUCAAUGUACCAUUGGUGUUUAGCGAUAAACCAUUUGUGGCCAAGGUUACGCAAAUACCCUUGUUCUUUGCCACUGUCAUCUUUGCCAUGGAAGGUAUUGGUGUAGUUAUGCCUGUCGAGAAUUCCAUGAAGAAACCACAACAUUUCUUGGGAUGUCCGGGUGUAUUGAAUACGGCUAUGAUAACGGUUGUUUCGCUGUAUGCCAUCAUUGGUUUCUUUGGCUAUGUACGUUAUGGUCCAACUGUGCGUGGAAGUGUUACAUUGAAUUUACCAGAUGGCGCACCAUUGGCUGAUGCCGCCAAAUUGCUAAUGGCCAUUGCCAUUCUCUUUACCUAUGGCCUGCAAUUCUAUGUGCCCAAUGAUAUUCUGUGGAAGAAAAUCAGUCAUAAAUUCGAUCCUAAAAAUCACAAUAGAACCCAGAUUCUUCUUAGAACGGGUAUUAUUUUAAUCAGUGGUGGUGUUGCUGCUGCCAUACCCAAUUUGGAACCCUUCAUUAGUUUGGUUGGUGCUGUAUUCUUCUCACUGCUUGGUAUUUUCGUGCCCAGUUUUGUCGAGUCCGUCUACUUAUGGCCCAAUAUGGGUUUUGCCAAAUGGAAGCUUAUCAAAAACGUUUUACUGUGCAUUUUAGCCAUUUGUGCCCUGGUGGCCGGUGCAACUGUCAGUAUUGAAGAGAUCAUUGACAUGUACAAAUAAACAAAAAACAAAACACAAUCCUCGCCCAUUACCCUAACACAUUCCCCACAGUUGUGAACUAUAUAUUAGAUCUAAUCACAAAUAGGUUUAAUUAGUUUAAAUAUAAUCUAGUUAUUAUUUUUUUUGAAAUUGUGGAUAAUAUUUUCUAAGCAAAUGUUAUUGUUAAUUUUUUUGUGCUUGUUGUAAACAGAGAUAUAUUUAUUGUUGCAAAUAUUUAGAAAACGACCAAGUAUAAAAAUUGUUGUUUUAAAUUUUAGUCCUAAAUAUUGAAAUUAAGGUGCUUUCUGUUUAUUGCAACUUAAUAGACUGCCCUUGGAAAUUGAUAUUAUUUCAUAAGUUAAUGUCUUUUUUUUUAUUAAAUUUAGUGUGGAAAUUCCCUAAGGAACUGUGUAAAAUUUAAAAAAAAAAAUAAGUUAUUAUGAAAGAAGCAUACAUACGUGUAUUAUGAAUUUACUUUAAGUGAAAAUUUUCAAAUUUGUAAACAUUUUAGCCAUAACCUCAAACUAUUAUUUUUUUUCCAUUAUUUUACACAAGCCCUUAGUGAUAUUUAUUCCUAAAUAUAUGCGCACAAUUGUACUUAAAUUACAAUUAAGUUUUAUAUUAUUAAGUUUUAUACAUAAAUAUGUAUUAAUAUUACGAUUUCAAAGCGAUUUUAACAAAGUCAAAUAAA